Messenger RNA from Oncorhynchus masou masou (cherry salmon), 12954 nucleotides. RefSeq names its product striated muscle preferentially expressed protein kinase-like. The record is from RefSeq and is a predicted model, not a curated record. Lineage: Eukaryota; Metazoa; Chordata; Actinopteri; Salmoniformes; Salmonidae. Gene Ontology annotation, biological process: protein phosphorylation. Gene Ontology annotation, molecular function: protein kinase activity; ATP binding; protein binding.
CUUUUAAUCUUCUCUUGAAUCUCUCUACGUCAACUAUCUACAAUAAAUUAAGAAAAAGUGUCCAGUAAACAUUGGGACCCAUUUUGAAUACUCAACUAAUGCUAUUAUAAGAAGGCAUCACUGUGACAAUGAAAAAGGCAGAGGUGCAGAUGACCCUGAAGAAGGGAGCAGAUGAGCGGGUGCGCAACGUCCCGAGCCCCAUCUUCCUGCCAAAGCGGGCCAAAGCCAAUCCUAUCCUCGAUCAGACGGUCCCAGACUCGGGGGCCUCUGCGUUUCCCACCCAGACCCCUCCUGUGUUUGUACGCAAAAUGAGGAACGCCGCUGUGGGUACUGGCUGCGACAUCCGCCUGAAAGUGGCGGUGGCAGGAGACCCGCAGCCCUCGCUCUACUGGUACCACAAUGACGACCUGCUGAAUAUGGAUAAUCAGGAAUACGGGGGCCUCUGGAUCAGGGACUGCAAGCCCAGUGAUGCCGGCCUUUACACCUGCAUUGCCAACAACCAUCUUGGGGAGGUGCGGAGUAGCGCCGUGCUCGCCGUCCUGGACCUGGGGGAAGACUCAGAGACCACAGAAGACGAAGGUGGAGACCCCAUUGAGACAAAAGAAGGAAGCAGAGGUCUUCAGGACCAGGCUAUGCAUGCAGGGGACAGAAUGAUGGACAGCUGGGGCGAAGAACUUCAAACCACCUCCAAGCCCACCAGGAGCCAAUCAGAAGAGUUUUUGAGGGAAUCUCCCCAACAAGUCUUCCCACCCGCCUCACCAAAAAUUAUCAAACGCCCAUCCACUUCUCCAAUGCCAAGCCGCUCAGGUUCAGCACCAAACACACCCCUCACCCCCAGAAAGAAAGUUUUUGUGCCAACAGACUACCAAGACACUGUCCCUGGUGAAUUUGAGGAGAAGGUGAAACAUCCAAAAUCAUCAGGCAUGUCUCUAAGCAGUACUCAGGACUCCCGUCCUCAGACGCCAGUCAGUGUCAGUGAGUACUCUCGCAAGGAAUACCAAACUAGACCAUCCCCCAAACUGACCAGAGCAAGCUCCAAGAUCUUUGAGAAGGUGCGUGGUUUCGAAGAGCGAAGGCGAAGUUAUGAUCAUGAAGGCUCCAUCUCGGGACGGUCCUGGGCCGGGUUCAAUCGUGCCGGGUCCGUCGACUCGGACGAUGGAGGGAGCCGGUUGGGCAUCUCCAGAGAGAGUUCGAGGGAAGACCUACGAGAGGCUCUGAAGGAGGACGCUGCCGAACGGAGGUCUAUGUUCAGACAGAGGGCUGCGUCCUUGGAGGACUGCAGGCCCCGUACCACCCAGAAGGUCCAGGAAAUCGAGAACAAGUUCACUGAAGAGCUUCAACGAAUCAAGAAGCUUGUGGGUAAACCUCACAUGAAGAAGUCCUUCUCCACCGAGCAGCUCUCGCUCAGGGCUAGUGGCAGGCAGCCUUUGAGGAAGAUUGAGCCCCUCCCACCUCAAAUUCUCCAGAAGCUCCAGGAACGGGAACGGGCCCAGCACGAGAAGCAGCAGAAAGAGAUGGAACAGCCCAAAGAAGUAGUGCCACCAAAAUCACCACGACUACAGCUACAAGAACAAGCACGGCAGGGGCAGCCUUCGCCCCAAACCCAAGAGAUUGACCGACACUCCAUGAGUAGCAUAACAUACAGUAGAUUGGGAGAAGUACCUGCCACUCCAGAAUCUAUGCAACUGGCUGACUUACCGGGACAGAGGCCAACAAGACAGGUAAAUCAAGCCAGUCUUGUCAGGGAGAUCCUUCAGAGGUCUCCAUCACCAGCAAAGAUGCAGAUGCAGAGGGCUUACAAUCCAUCGGCAAAUCACCAACAGCAGGCAGAGUCACCAAGCAAAAAUGUUGUCGAGAUGACGCUACACAAAGUUGAACGCAGGCCAGAAAGCCCUCUUGUUCAGAGGAUAUAUGGUAUUCAAGAAUCACAGGACAACCAAGAAUCUCCUGUGCAAAAGUCCCCAAAGGAAGAAUCGCCAGGAACAAAAAUACCUGUAGAUGUAGCAUUAAGAAAAGUAGAGGAUAGACCAGAAAGUCCAUUGGUACAGAGAACGCCAACCGUUGUACAAGAGCGUAUAAUCCAGCAUCUGCAAAAACCUCCACGGCAGGCUACGUCUUCAACAAAUGUUCCAGUUUCCUCAGAGGAGAAAAUGGAAGUGGAGUUGAUCAAGCCAGCCCCCAAGCUAAUCAUACCUACCAUCAUUGUUGAGGAAGAGCCCAUGGAAGAUGAAGUUCCUCUUGAGACUGACAAGUCUAAGAAGGCAACCAAUUCGAAAGAAGGUCAAACACAGAAGACCAGGGGGAAGGGUCGCCGCAGUAGUCCCAUGUCUCCAGAGUUAGAUUCUUCCGACGACUCUUAUGUGUCUGCUGAAGAGGACCCCUUGGAGGCCCCUAUGUUUGAGUUUCCUCUUAAGGACACUGUGGUAACUGCUGGUACUGAGGUCCUGCUGAGAGUCAUCAUUGCUGGCAUGCCUCCCCCAGAAGUUACCUGGAGGAGAGACAAUAUCAAAAUCCAAAACAGCUUAAACUAUGGGAUCAAAGUGGAGGGAGAGCGUUAUUCACUUUUCAUCAAAUGUGCAAAAACAAGUGAUGCUGGAACGUACUGUGUGACAGCUGCCAAUGAGGCUGGGAAAACAUCAAGCAGUGCCACACUUUCAAUCAAACCAGAGCCUAUGCAGGAGCUGCAGGGGACCAUUUGUGUUCCUAGGGACAUCAGCAGCCCUAUCACAUCUGAUGAAGAGUACCUCAGCCCACUGGAGGAAGGCAUGGACUUUGGAAGCCCAGAGCCCAGGAAGAUAAUUGACACUCGAUUCAAGGAGCCUCCUACCUUCCAGGUAACUAUGAAUGAUCAAGAGGUCAUUGAAGGUCAACAGGUCACCAUGUCUGUCCGAAUAAGUGGGCAGCCCAAACCCAUGCUUUAUUGGCUGAGGGACAGGAUGACGAUAAAAACAGACUUGCGCCACACUGUGCGUGAGACUGAGGACGGCACUUUUGAAAUGACCAUCAACUCACCCCAGAAGUUGGACACAGGAGUGUACACCUGCAAGAUCAUCAACGAGUAUGGAACAAAGCAAUGUGAAUGCAAAUUGGAAGUGAAAGUGCCCCCGGUGGAGCCAGGCCUCGCCAUCAUCCGUCCAGUGAAGGACAUUACGGCGGAUGCCGGCGAGACAGUCAUGUUUGAGUGCCACGUAAUUGGACCACUGGACACGGACGUCGAUUGGCUAGCAGAUGGGAAGCUGAUCCAGCCGGCUCUGCUCAACUGCAAAAUGCAUUUUGAUGGGAAGAGGUGCAGGCUGCUCCUCAACUCAGUGCAUGAGGAUGACAGCGGCAUGUAUACGUGCAAACUGACCUCGGCCAAAGAGGAACUGACCUCGAGUGGCCAACUCAAAGUCAUUCCUUCCAUCGAGCCCCUAUUCACCCGUAAACUGGACGUCUUAGAGGUGAUCGAGGGCCGUAACGCCCGCUUUGACUGCAAGGUCAGCGGAACACCACCUCCCAGAGUCAGCUGGGGACAUUUCGACCAUACACUGGUAGAGAGCGAUGAUGUGCGCAUCUUACAAGAGGGAGGUCGUCACUCCCUCAUCAUCUCUCAUGUCACCAAUGAGGACGAGGGCUUUUACACGGUCAUCGCUCGCAAUCCACAUGGCGACGCCGAGAGCUCCGCUGAGCUCUAUGUCCAGGAGCCCAGACCUGCUAUCUCAUCUCAAAUGGCAAAGCUAGAGAAGAUGCCAUCCAUCCCAGAGGAGCCCGAGGUGCCGGACAACGAGGUUGAGCGCUUCACCAUGCCUGACUUUGUCAAGCCCCUGUAUGACCUGGACGUGAUUGAGGGCAAAGAGACCGUGCUCAAGUGUAAGGUGGCUGGACUGCCGUACCCCACCAUUGUGUGGUUCCACAACGGCAAGAAAAUCGACAGCACGGAGGAUAGGAAAAUGACACAGUUCAGAGACAUCCACAGCUUGGUCAUCCAUUCUGUCUGCCACGCCCACGGAGGGGUAUACAAGAGCGUAAUCUCCAACAAGGUGGGCAAGGCCACCUGUUACGCCCAUCUCUAUGUGACUGACGUUCUUCCAGACCCUCCAGAUGGGCCCCCAGUAAUAGAGGCUGUUACUGGCAAGACGAUAACCCUGUGCUGGAAGAAACCCCGGAGGCUGGACCCCUCUAUUGAUCCCAACACGUUGAUGUAUGCCAUCCAACAACAAGUGCUGGGCUCAAUCCAGUGGACCAUCAUAGCAUCCAGUUUGAAAGAGCAUUGCUACACAGUGACCUCCUGCUCCAAAGGAGUCCGCUACACCUUCAGGGUCUUGUCAAUCACCACCAAGGCCUUUAGCAAACCCUCUCCGUCCACAGACCCAGUGCAACUUGUCGACAGAGGUCCAUAUCUUCAGGAGGCUCCAGUAAUAAUUGAUAAGCCAGACAUGGUGUAUGUGCAGGAGAACCAGUCAGUCAGCAUCACUAUCACUCUGAACCACAUCAACGCUGCAGUAAUCUGGAAAAGGAGGGGACUGGUCCUUGCCACCAAAGAUGGGCUGUAUGAGAUGAGUAUGCCCGAUGACGACCAGCACUCUUUGAAGAUCCUGAGGGUGAAGAGUGGCGACUUGGGUCAGCUGAUGUGUGUGGCCUCCAACAAGUUUGGCAGCGACUCCUGCAUCUUUAGUGUGGAAAUGGCAGCACCGCCAACCUUUGAGACAAUCAUGGAGGAUGUGGAUGUGCACAUGGGAGAUACGCCUCGUCUGGCUGUGGUUGUGGAGGGCAAGCCCAUUCCCGACAUCAUGUGGUUUAAGGAUGAUAUAUUGCUGUGUGAGAGUAGUCACAUCACCUUUGUGUAUGACGACAACGAAUGCUCCCUCGUGGUGCUCAACACAAGUCCGGAAGAUUCAGGAGUGUAUACCUGCACAGCCAAGAACCUGGCUGGCUCUGUGUCCUGUAAGGCUGAGCUCACCGUGCACACAGUUAGAGAAGACAAGGGGGAUUCAAUGGAGGAUGAGGAGACCAUUCUCAGGAAGAUGCGCCGGCUGACUGACUACUAUGACAUCCACAAGGAAAUCGGGAGAGGAGCUUUCUCCUAUGCAAAACGAGUGACGCAGAAAGUGGGGAAAAUAGAGUAUGCUGCCAAGUUCAUAUCUGCCCGAGCCAAGAGGAAGGCCUCUGCACUUAGAGAGAUGAAUCUGCUGUCUGGACUGGACCACGAGAGAGUCCUGUAUUUCCAUGAUGCCUUUGAGAAGAAGAAUGUAGUCAUCAUUGUCACAGAGAUAUGCAACGAGGAACUUCUGGAGAGGUUUACAAAGAAAUCUACAGUGAUGGAGUCAGAUAUCCGCUCCUGUAUGAGACAGCUGUUGGAGGGUGUGGACUACCUUCACCAUCAAAAUAUCGUCCAUCUGGAUAUCAAGCCUGAUAACAUACUCAUGGCAGACCACCAUGGUGAUCAGAUCCGCAUCUGUGAUUUCGGCAAUGCCAUAGAGCUCACACCCGACGAGGCUCAAUACUGCAAAUACGGCACACCUGAAUUUGUCGCUCCAGAAAUUGUCAACCAAACUCCGGUAUCCAAGGCAACUGACAUCUGGCCGAUUGGAGUCAUCACAUAUCUGUGCUUGACUGGAGUAUCUCCGUUUGCUGGAGAAAAUGACCGCAGCUCCGUGCUCAACAUCAGGAACUACAAUGUGGCUUUUGAGGAGAGUAUGUUCGCUGAACUGUGCCGUGAAGCCAAGGGAUUCAUCAUCAAACUGCUGGUGGCAGACAGACUUAGGCCUGAUACACAGGAGUGUCUCCGUCAUCCAUGGUUCAAGACCCUUACCAAGGGGAAGGCCAUAAGCACAGAGGCCCUCAAGAAAUUUGUGUCUCGCCGAAAGUGGCAGCGGUCCCUUAUCAGCUACAAAUCCAAAAUGGUAAUGAGGUCCAUCCCUGAGUUGCUGAACGACUCAUCCAGCCACAUCUCCAUCGCUGUUCCCCGACACCUCAAAGAGGGCUCACCCCCACCAUCAUCGUCCUCUGACUCUGAUGAAGAUAUUGACGAGCUGCCCUUCAUUCCAAUGCCACUCACCAUGGAGUUCUCCGGAUCAAGAAUGUCUCUGAAUGAGAUCCCGGAUGAUCAGGAAGGCACAGGCAGGCCAAACGGCCCCAUUGACAGACCAGGAUCAGCAGUUGCUCAUGGCCAACAGAAGAUGGUGAGUGAAACCCCUGGGAGAGAGAAAGAGGCUGGAGAUUCCGCAGGUAAAACCAGGAAAAGGUCAACGCUAGAAAAUGACAAGGGGUCUUCGGACGAGGAGGCUCCCGCAGAGUUGGUGCAAGUAUCUGAGAAGGCAAGAAGGCCCUUGUGCAGAGGCUUGAGCUUAGAGUCAGAUAAGCCAGAGGGAGGAACCAGAAGGGGGCCCCUGCGUAGAGGGGGCUCUGCCGACAGUGCACUGCUACUCCACCUCGUACCAGAAGAGGGCGCAGAAGAGGAAACUCCGGAAAAGGGCCGGAGAGUCCUCAAAAAGACAGUAUCCAUGGAGCUGCCUAGGAGGAGCACAAGCCCAGGGCCUCUGAGUCAGGAGGACUAUGCUCUCAAACUGGAGCUGAUGCGGCAGAGGCUACUUCGAGGCGGCUCUGUAGACAAGAAGAUGAGCGGCCUGCGAGGACCACUGCUGGAGACGCUGGGCAUGGACGAUGGAAAGCAGCGGUUGUCACUGGAACGCUACUCACACGCCCCCCGCUUAGGGGUUCCCCCAUUAACCAGGGCAGCUUCCAGCGACCAGCCUGGAGAAGACGAGCCCAAACCCAAAUUGCUUCGCAAGAGCGCCUCCUUCAGUCAAGGAGAUGCAGAGCCCAUUCCUCUGCACAGACGGUCUGGGGAGCCACUGGAGAUCCCGCAGAUAGAGGAGCGAAGACUCAAGGAGGCCAUAUCCAUGUCUGCUCUCACUGAGCCAUUCAAGAAUGACUCACGCCCUGUGACUCCCAGGGAACCUUCCCCUAAACUUCCCAUACCAAUUCCAGAGCCUGGGGAACAGGAGACAACAACCAAGAUGGAGGACAAAGAGAUUAAGACUGUGGAAUCCAUUGGCAAAAAAAUGGAUGGCGUGUCCACAGACAGUAAUGCAGACCAGAGAUCGAACACAGACGGUUUGUCAAAGAAGAACAUGAGCAUGUCAGAAGAAACAAUGAUUGAACCAGAGUAUGUGGAUCUGAGGAAGCCUAUCCCUACUUGGAGGGAGCCUAGCCCUCAUGUGAGGGUUCUUACAUUAGAGGAACCAAUGGAAGAAGAGAAAGAAGAGAUUGAGGAAAAAGAGACUGUUCCUGUAGAUGAUCCGAAGGCUAGAGAAGUUGAAGAAAUACACAAAGAAGUACAAAAAGAAGUCAAAGAAGAAGAAGUGAAGGCACCAGUAAAAUCUUCUGAGAUGGUCAUUACUACAAGCUCCAUAAGGGUCACGCCAGCACCAGCAUUUUCAAGGGCACCAGAUAAUGUUGUGACUCCUUUUCCACCUACGUACGUGGCUCCCUCUCCACCUGCCCUUACUGUACUCCCAGACGGUAGGACCUCUGCGUACGCUAGCAUAAUGCAAACCAUCAUGGUCCCCUCGCUUCAGCCCCUAGUUAGCCCCCCAUUAGCAGACUCCACCCCUGUAGUUGUUCCAGUCCUUGCACAAGCCCCAUUUCCAGCACCAACAUUAAUACCCACAUCUACAACUGUCCCUGACCCAUCAAAGCCAGUAACUCUGUUAUCUACACCAGGGGAACACCCUGCUGUCUUUUCAAGGGUGGCAUCCCCCGAGCCCAAGGAAAUGAGUCCACCCAAGGUUUCCCCAUGCCCCACGCCCCAACAUGAGCUCUCGCCAGGGGGACUAAACCUCCAGGACAUUGCCUCAGAGGAAAUAUUCAAGGCACGCUUCAAAAAGCGUGACUCUUCCGUCAUUCGAGGUCUGAAGCUUCUCAACUGGUCAAAGCCUGAGGAGAAACAAGUAGCCUCUUUGGACUCUGCCGAGUCAGGCGAAGAUGUAUACCGCCCUGGGCCCGUUGGAGCACCGCUUGAGUUUGUCCCCAGGAGGCUGGAGGAGAAGUCCAAGUCGGUGCAGGAUCUCCGCGAGGCCCAGAAGGAUCAAGGUUUUAUGAGAAGGCUCUCCAUGCGCCUCAAGAGGACUCCGUCAGCCGAGCGCAAGGUAGAAAAGCCAAAUGAGGAAGAAUCGGUGGCUCCCAGGCGCCGGCUCUCCUGGGCUCUCCCCGGCCGAAGAGGAUCCCAUUCCCAGGAGAGAAAGGAAGUGGAGAUGAUGAGGAUGGAUGGGGGAAUGGAAGCCGAGGUGGAACAGGAGGUCAAGGAGCCAAAGAAGCCAAACGAGUCGCCAGUCAUGGCCAUGCGCAGGAAGAUCGAGUCGACGGUGUCCGGAAUAUCCAUGAGGAUCCGCAGUGCCUCGGAGGAGAGGAAGGUAGCGGCAGAGGAGAGGGAAGCCAACAAACCAGAGAGCAAGAAGACACCCCUGUUCUCUAUUCUGCGCAGGUCGACUUCCGAGGGACGUAGUCUAAAGAAUAUGGCUGGACCCAGUGUCCCUCAGAACCAGUUGGGUUCUCAGUCGGGCACCGGAGCUUCCUCAGAUUCCCUGGAGUCCAUGUCCAGCGUCAAGUUGGAGACAGCAUCAAAGGGGGCAGAGGGGGAACGUAGGUCCCGAUGGGACCGUUGGGGCCUAACCAGAGGCAGCAAGAGAGACAAGACGGUCUCGCAGCCUGAUAUCCCAACGGCUAUUGCCAGAGAAAAUGGCUCCCUACGCUCUCGCUCCUACUCCAGACUGGCAUCUGACUUCCCUCCUGUGUUCCACAUCAAGCUGAGGGACCACGUCCUGCUAGAGGGAGAUCCCAUCACCCUUAGCUGCCUCCCUGCUGGCAGCCCCCACCCACACAUCUCCUGGAUGAAAGAUAAGAAGCCUCUGCAGAUUGAUGCCAGAAUGAACAUGAUCUCCUGUCCGGAUGGCAGGCAGCUGCUGAUGAUCAUGACAACCACCAAGAAGGAUGCAGGGCUAUACGAGUGUGUGGCUACCAACCCUCUGGCUUCGGUCUCCAGCUCCUGUACUCUCUCCCUUGCUCGGCUGCCCAAUCAUCCUGGGACUCCUGAGGUUCCCCAGCGCUAUAAGAACACUGCCCUGGUCCUCUGGAGGCCAUCAGACACUACAGCCCCUUGCACCUACUCUCUGGAGAGAAAAGCAGAGGGUGAGAGUAACUGGCUCAUCAUGGCCACAGGAGUGGCUGACUGUUACUACAAUGUGGUAGACUUGCCAGGAAGGGGCACCUUCAGGUUUAGAGUGGCGUGUGUGAACAAGGCAGGACAAGGACCCUACAGUAACCUCUCAGAGUUAGUGUGCCUGGACGCCUCAGCACCAACAAAAUCCAGCGGAUCAGUCGUUGUGAAGACAGUACAUGCAGCACCGGUUGUCAAAACAUCAGCAAUUACCGUCCCCUCCAUGAAGCCUGUGCCUAGUAAAGUGCCGACCCCAGCACCAUCUUUCUCCCCAUCCACACAGACCCCAUCCCCCUCUUCUGCUGCUCCUGCUCCUGCUCCUGCUGCCAUUGUUACUAAUGUGGCCCCAACCCAUCGGGCCAUCCCUGAGAUCCAAAUCCCGUCUCCAGUUCAGUCUGCUCCUGCCCCGGCCAAAGCCAAGACCACCAUCAAUAUCAACGUCACGAAAACGGCACAGUCUCAACUGGGAACCGUAACCAAGCUCGCUCCUCCUAUCGUUCUCCCCAAACCCCAGAGUCCCAUCAAUAUCGUCUCGCCCAUGACAAAGACCCCGCCCCCACCUGUGGCCCCUCCCACAGCCAUUGGCAAACCAAUUUCGUCUGUGCCCAUGUAUGCGCCAAUACCGGCUACCACGGCACGCGUCAUCCCACCAUCCCCCAUCUCACCCCCGGUGGUGCUGGUUUCCAGCAUGAGUCCUGUAGGGGAUGGUGGGGUUACACCCACGCGUAUGACCCCGUCUGGGCGGAUGACCCCCUCCGGCACCCUGUCAGGGCGCAAGACACCCUUGGGGGGACGCCCUGGUGAGAGUUCCCUGCGCCAGGGAGUGCCCCAGAAACCGUACACCUUCAUGGAUGAGAAGGCCAGGGGCCGCUUUGGCGUGAUCCGAGAAUGUAGAGAGAACGCCACGGGCAACCUGUUCAUGGCUAAGAUUGUGCCCUACGAGGCUGACAAUAAACAGACAGUGCUGCAGGAGUACGACAUCCUCAAGUCCCUCCACCACGACAAGAUCAUGGCUCUGCACGAGGCUUACGUCACGCCCCGCUACCUAGUGCUCAUCUCGGAGUGCUGCAGUGGAAAAGAGCUCCUCUACAGCCUCAUCGACAGAUUCCGCUACUCAGAGGAUGACGUGGUGGGCUACAUCGUUCAGGUCCUGCAGGGUUUGGAUUACCUGCACAACCGCCGCAUCCUGCACUUAGACAUCAAGCCGGAGAACAUCAUCAUCACCUACAUGAACGUAGUGAAGAUCAUUGACUUUGGCAGCGCCCAGACCUUUAACCCACUCUUCCUCAAGCAGUUCAGCCCACCUGUUGGAACUCUGGAGUAUAUGUCGCCUGAGAUGUUGAAAGGGGAUGUGGUGGGCCCUCCGGCUGACAUUUGGAGUGUAGGCGUGUUGACCUUCAUCAUGCUAAGCGGAAGGUCGCCCUUCAUGGAUUAUGACCCACAGGAGGCUGAAGCCAGAAUCCUGGCAGCCAAGUUUGACUUGGGCAAACUCUACCAGAAUGUGUCUCAAAGUGCCUCUCUGUUUUUAAAGAAGAUCCUGUGUAGCUACCCUUGGGCCCGUCCUUCCAUCAAGGACUGCUACAACAACUCAUGGCUCCAGGAUGCCUACCUGAUGCGGCUGCGGCGGCAGACCCUCACCUUCACCACCACGCGCCUCAAGGAAUACCUGGACGAACAGCAGAGCCUGCGGGUGGGGGUGGCCACCAAGCACAAGGUCCUUCUCCGGUCAUACCAGAGCUCGCCCCAGUCACCCACCAGCCCUAUACCCCCUUUGCCCAUGACACCGGUCACACAGUGAGCACGGCUUCAUAUGUCAAAUGCAUGAAGACAGGAGCUGUUGCCUGAGAGGAAGUACGCCAUCUAAAUGAGGCAGGUCUUAGGACCGAGCUCCUUAACUUGGUGAGAUGAGGUGUGACUUUGACCUUUUCAGCCAAAUGGACAUAAAAUCACAAAAUCCAGCACUGGUUCUGAAUAUUGAGGACCUAACCUCUCUGCAUCCACCAGAAUGUCCCUAUACUAAGCCUACAGGAAGCCACACAUUUUUUGUCUUGCAAUGAGACAAUCCCACUAUGGUUCUUUGUGUAUUUCAUGGGGUGAUACAUGUUUCUCAAGGACUGGAUGCCAGCUCAAAGUUCCAAACCUCUGCUCUCUUUUUUUAUGUUAACAAUCUCACAAAGUUUUAAUCUGAUCCUCUUGUAUCCAUGUACAUCAACCAGAUAUCUUCUCGAAACAUCUAGUGCAUGUGUGAUUUUUACUUUCCCUAGGAUAAUGACAUUUGUGGAGAUUAUGUCUCUUCUAAGCAAUUUUUUAUGAACAAAGCGACACUACUGAUAACAUCUCUUACCCAUGAUUUUGGGUGCUACGGUAUGAACACCAUAGUGCUCAGUGUCAUUUUCUAUAUCUGAUCAUCAGAAUGUUCUUGAAAACAUGAGACGGAAUAAAUGCAUUGAGAAAUAAUUGUUAGCUAAAUGGUCGAGGCAAGAUCAGCAAGAGCUACCAGAACAGUGAACAACCAAUCAAUGCAACCCAAAUCAAGGAAUAGGACAUCAUCUGCCUGGCAAUAUUCUUAUAAAGGCAUUCUGAUUUGGCCCGUUGAGUCUUUGUCAUUAUAUAUUACUAUGUCAAUGGCUACAUUUUCCUAUAGUUCCCAUAAUUCAUGGACAUUGCAGAGGAUUUGUGUAUACCAAGUAUGUGUAUACAAAGGCUGCCUUGAACUCCAGUACCUUAGAUUCACAUUAGCUGAGGGUGUCUUGAGUCACAGGGUAUAAUGUGGAAGGGUCAUGCUGUAGCUUACAAGAGCCCUUAUGAGAGUUCAGAUUGAACAUUUUGACAAAUUACAUUUGUAAAAUGUGAAUGGGUAGAGGGAGUGAUGAGUGGCUUAAUCUACAGUUAAACAGGACCUCUUUAACUGUAAUAAUGUAAAUUAGUACACAGAUAAUACAAGUUCCCACUUUUAAAUUAGGAUGAUGCUUGGAGAAAGAAUGUAUCUUUGUUUUGGGGUUAUUGCCAUAUUUGAAAAAUAAUUGUGUGUAGGUGCAUGUCAGUCACAUCCACGCAGAUGAAGAAAGUGUGAACGUUUCAUAAACAUUUGAGAAUUUAGUUAUUUGAUUCUGUUUUGAUAUCUUCAUCAUCCAACAUCGAAACACUAUAACAAAAGAGAUUUAAUAGUAUAGAUAUGAUAUAUAUUUAUUGUGGUAUAGUCAUGAAGUGAUGCGGCAAAUGAUUGUCAUGAAGUUGAUUUUUACUUUACAUUGUAUUUCAGUUUUUAAAUCAGCAGUUUGUUAACAAUUAAGUAUUUCAGCAGGAUUCUUGUAGUUGAAUACCAUUGUCAAGUAUGAUAUUAGUUUCAUGCCUGCCCUGUGUGUCAUAUCAUGCAGUUUUGUAUACAAUUAUGAUAUGCCCAAUUUCUUGGAUGACAGGAGUACUUGGGGUAAAUCUACAAAAUGGAUUAAGAAUAUAUUUCAAUGGAUUGUGAAGACCGUAUUAACAUUUAAAAAGAGAGAUAGUGAAUAUUGAUGUAUUAAGACAAAGAAGGAAUGUGCAAGACACCUCCAGUACGUUAAGAAGUAAAGUAAUUGCAAAUUAUUUUGGAAUCGAACUGUUUGCAAGGUUGGUAAUGAUAAAGUUAAUAGUUUUGUACCAAAGUAAGAUACCUUGAAUUAUUGCAGUGUCCCAUGUAAUGCACAUUGAAACACAAGUGUUUGCUUUGUAUGUUGAGAAUCAAUAUUAGCUUUAAUUAAAUAUUUUAUUCGGGGAGG